Messenger RNA from Closterium sp. NIES-65, 1419 nucleotides. The record is from the annotation of a GenBank genome assembly. NCBI's taxonomy places the organism in Eukaryota, Viridiplantae, Streptophyta, Zygnematophyceae, Desmidiales, Closteriaceae.
AUGCUGCCGUACCUGUUCCCUGACCUUGCUGCCUUUCCCACAAUCGCUGACCUCAUUACGCACCUUCGCACUAGUGACACUCGCUACCGCGCUGCACUUCCUGCUGAGUUCUGUGCCAAGAACCCCCCCCCCCCCCCCCCCAUGUACAUCACCCUCUACUACAUAGUCACCCGGCUCCCUAACUCCCUUGGCUUAGUCAGGGACCACUUCCUCUCAGUUUGCCCCACCACACUCACCGUUGACCUAAUUGAGGAGUGUCUCCUAGCAGCAGAGAAGAGGAUAGUCGCUGUAGGAGCCUCUCGUGGUGACCCUCGCACCCCCCUCUUUGAGGGGUGUUCCCCUUUCCCCCUCUUGCCCUCUUUUGCUUCUACUGCUGCGGCCGACCUUGUUGGUUUCGAGUCGGUCGGCGCUGCGUCUACCCGUAGCAGGAGACGCAGCACCGGCAAAGGCAAGGGGGGCAAGGGCGCUGGAGGGGCUGGCGGGGCCAGUGGAGGUGGUGGUGGAGGCAGUGGAGGGGGUGGGGGUGGUGGUGGGAGUGGUGGCGGGGUUGGAAGUGCCGGUGGCAGCAGUGGAGGCGGAGGAGGCGUCGGCGGUGGCGGAGGGAGCGGAGGCGGCGGAGGUGGCGAAGGCGGCGGAGGUGGCGGAGGCGGCGAAGGUGGCGGAGGCGGCGGUGGUAGCGGUGGAGCUGAUCGCGGCUCUGCGCAGAGGAGUGGAUCCGGUGGUGGUCCGCGCCAGCAGCAGCAGCGCAAUGUCGAGACCCUGUCCCCUCAACAGCUUCAUGAGUGGUACGCUGGGCGUCAGCGCGGUGGGGGUAUUGGUACCUGCACCUACGUCCUCCGUACCGGCGACCGCGCUGGUGAGAAGUGCGGGGGCCCGCACUCCAUCCAGCGCUGCUUCGGCCGCCAGACAAUCGCGUGGCGUCACCAGUUCCCUGAGGCAUCUGAGAUCCCUCGCUGGGGAGAGUUGUCUAGGACGGGGGUUCCUAUCUUUGAUCUUGAUUAUAAUGUGAUUCUUGCUGCCAUGUAUGCUGUGUUUGAUAGUGUUGAGGGUGACUGUUACCUAUAUGUUCCGCCUGAACCGGGCAUUGAGGCUGCUGCUCUAGGUGCUGGUAAGGCUGCUGCUCUAGGUGCUAGUGCGUUUGCUGCCCCACGUGCUGGUGAGUCUGCUCUCUCACGUACCACGUCGACUCAGGCUUUCCACACCUUCACCCUUGACUCGGGUGCUUCCCGCUCCUUCUUUCGAGAUCGCACCACGCUUACACCACUUAGUCGGCCGGUUGCGGUCUCCCUGGCGGACCCCUCUGGGGGUCCUGUCCUUGCUAGCUUCUCCACUGUCUUACCGUGCCCGGCAGCCCCCUCUAGCACCCUGUCAGGUCUCUACCUCCCCUCGUUCUCUACGAACUUGGUCCUCCCCCAGUAG